Messenger RNA from Callorhinus ursinus (northern fur seal), 2357 nucleotides. Lineage: Eukaryota; Metazoa; Chordata; Mammalia; Carnivora; Otariidae. The record is from RefSeq and is a predicted model, not a curated record.
AAAGUGGCUCGGGCGCCCCCACGCUCGUCUUUCGUCCUCUCUCCAGCCCUACCCCUCCCUGCCCCCGUUUCAGCACGGCGCCGGCCGCAGUCUGACAGGGACGGGACGGAGCCAAGAUGGCGGCCGCCGACGGCGACGACUCGCUGUACCCCAUCGCGGUGUUGAUAGACGAGCUUCGCAACGAGGAUGUUCAGCUUCGUCUCAACAGCAUCAAGAAACUGUCCACCAUCGCCCUGGCCCUUGGGGUGGAAAGGACCCGCAGCGAGCUCCUGCCCUUCCUGACAGACACCAUCUACGAUGAGGAUGAGGUCCUCUUGGCCCUGGCAGAACAGCUGGGAACCUUCACUACACUGGUGGGAGGCCCCGAGUACGUGCAUUGCCUGCUGCCACCCCUGGAGUCGCUGGCCACAGUGGAAGAGACGGUGGUGCGGGAUAAGGCGGUGGAGUCCUUGCGGGCCAUCUCACAUGAGCACUCACCCUCUGACCUCGAGGCCCACUUCGUGCCGCUGGUGAAGCGGUUGGCGGGCGGCGACUGGUUUACCUCCCGCACCUCAGCUUGUGGCCUCUUCUCUGUCUGCUACCCCCGCGUGUCCAGCGCCGUCAAGGCAGAACUUCGACAGUACUUCCGGAACCUGUGCUCAGAUGACACCCCCAUGGUGCGGCGGGCCGCAGCCUCCAAGCUGGGGGAGUUCGCCAAGGUGCUGGAGCUGGACAAUGUCAAGAGUGAGAUCAUCCCCAUGUUCUCCAACCUGGCCUCUGACGAGCAGGACUCGGUGCGGCUGCUGGCGGUGGAGGCAUGUGUGAACAUCGCCCAGCUACUACCCCAGGAGGACCUGGAGGCCCUGGUGAUGCCCACUCUGCGCCAGGCUGCUGAGGACAAGUCCUGGCGCGUCCGAUACAUGGUGGCUGACAAGUUCACAGAGCUCCAGAAAGCAGUGGGGCCCGAGAUCACCAAGACAGACCUGGUGCCCGCCUUCCAGAACCUGAUGAAAGACUGUGAGGCCGAGGUGAGGGCCGCAGCCUCCCACAAGGUCAAAGAAUUCUGUGAAAAUCUCUCAGCUGACUGUCGGGAGAAUGUGAUCAUGACCCAGAUCUUACCCUGCAUCAAGGAGCUGGUGUCAGAUGCCAACCAACAUGUGAAGUCGGCCCUGGCCUCCGUCAUCAUGGGCCUCUCCCCGAUCCUGGGCAAAGACAACACCAUUGAGCACCUCUUGCCCCUCUUCCUGGCUCAGCUGAAGGAUGAGUGCCCAGAGGUGCGGCUGAACAUCAUCUCCAACCUGGACUGCGUGAAUGAGGUGAUCGGCAUCCGGCAGCUGUCCCAGUCCCUGCUGCCUGCCAUCGUGGAGCUGGCUGAAGAUGCCAAGUGGCGAGUGCGGCUGGCCAUCAUUGAGUACAUGCCGCUGCUGGCUGGACAGCUGGGGGUGGAGUUCUUUGAUGAAAAGCUCAACUCCUUGUGCAUGGCCUGGCUUGUGGAUCAUGUCUAUGCCAUCCGUGAGGCAGCCACCAGCAACCUGAAGAAGUUGGUGGAGAAAUUUGGGAAGGAGUGGGCCCAUGCCACUAUCAUCCCCAAGGUCUUGGCCAUGUCUGGGGACCCCAACUACCUGCACCGUAUGACUACGCUCUUCUGCAUCAAUGUGCUGUCUGAGGUCUGUGGGCAGGACAUCACCACCAAGCACAUGCUGCCCACAGUCCUGCGUAUGGCUGGGGACCCUGUCGCCAAUGUCCGCUUCAAUGUGGCCAAGUCCCUACAGAAGAUAGGGCCUAUCCUGGACAACAGCACGCUGCAGAGCGAAGUCAAGCCCAUCCUAGAGAAGCUGACCCAGGAUCAGGAUGUGGAUGUCAAAUACUUUGCCCAGGAAGCUCUGACUGGUCACCUGAAUUCUAACUGAUGCAGGGGCCAAAGAGCCCCGGAGAGAGGAGCAGGAGACUUAGUGGAUGGUGGUACGUGUAAGGUUUCACAAAGGACGUGAUACUGAGUGAAAUUUUGCUCAACAUGGUGGAGGGGAAAUUGGCACUGGGUGGCAAAGCGAUUUUACUGGCUCAGCCCUCAUGUUACUGAGUCCUUACUGAUUGUUAGGCCCAACUGUCCUUGGGGAUGAGGGGUAGGAGAUCCUGUUCCUCCCAUUAUUGGCUUAUGUUAGUUUCAUAAGAGAAGGACCUGUGGUUUAAGUUUGGUCCCCCACCCCGCACCCAACACAAAUGUACCGUACUUUCUUAGGAUAUAAAUAUUUGAAGGACUCACUGAGUGAAGAAUCGAUGAGGUUGGGAGGUGAGGCAGUAUGGUCACUUUCAGCCUGGUAAAUGUUCAAGUUCAUUUGGCAAUCCACCACUAAUUCCUGAAAGAACAUUCAAAUGAA